This is a messenger RNA of Stomoxys calcitrans (stable fly), 3315 nucleotides long. RefSeq names its product gastrula zinc finger protein XlCGF57.1-like. Bases 1445 to 3211 code for a protein of 588 amino acids. Gene Ontology annotation, cellular component: nucleus. Lineage: Eukaryota; Metazoa; Arthropoda; Insecta; Diptera; Muscidae. The record is from RefSeq and is a predicted model, not a curated record. Gene Ontology annotation, molecular function: zinc ion binding; DNA-binding transcription factor activity; RNA polymerase II cis-regulatory region sequence-specific DNA binding. Gene Ontology annotation, biological process: regulation of transcription by RNA polymerase II. The transcript has 4 exons.
GUUGCGGAUGCACCCUAAUAUAAACAAUCAGACGAUUCUACUUGCCCAAAGAUUCGAAAGAAGACACAAAUGCGAAUCGAUAUGUUUUUUUUUAUUGAUGACUCAUAAGGACAGAAGAAACGUAUGAUGAAUAAAACAAUGAUCAUGCAGGUAAUGGACACGCAGUCAUGGCCCCAGAUAUUUCCAUAACGCACACUGGUCAACUGGUCUGGCAAAAUGGGUAUACAUAUUUUAUUAUUAGUAUAUUAGUACAGUGACAGUACAAGUGGCAUACUGCCCUAAUUAUUUACGAUGUUACACUAUGUAUAAUUUGUACAAUUGAUGCCUGAUGGCUUAUGUGGGUUUGUCUUCUGCCCAUCUGGUAUGACAACUUAUUUUUUUCCUCUGGUUGUCUGUUUUGCAUUUAUUGGCCUGCCGUGGGCAAAAAGGUGUUACCUUCAAUAUUAUGUAUGCGGCCGGAUAGAAAGAGCAAUGAAGUACGUUACUGUGUAGGUGAGCUCUGACCGGCUCGUUGAUCAUAAUGCCACGACGGGAAUGGUUGCCCAUGACUUAUAAGAAAUUGUCUGCGCAUUAUUUGUUUCCUACUUUUUCCAGGCGAUCUACAUUGGUUCACUAACGUGCAUUUCAUCGAAAAGCCAAAUGUAAAAGGGUAUGAUCAGGUUGUGUGCGUGUGUGUUUGCCGGCUGGGAUAUAUUUUUGGCAAAUUUAGUUUUUUUAUAUCCUCUGGUCAAUGAGUCAUUUGUGUUGCAUGCCAGAGUGUAGCGGGUAUGAUUUUAUAUAAAUUACAAAGUGCUGUCGCUCCGAAAAUCGGCUAAACAGGUCGUUAAUCAUUAAGCUAAUCCAUCUAAUCGUUGAUAGAAUCCAUUAAACGUAUAUAUAUUUACAAAGUUCUUUUUUGUAAAUUGACGUUCAAACGCCCAACAUUUGGCAGGUCUACCUAUACAAGUUGGUAAACCAACUCCUUUAUGAAUGUGUUUCAAAAAAGUUAGACGUCGAAUACGAAUAGAGCGCGCUCUUAUCGGCAUGUGUAUGGUACUUUGUUUUAUAGACAUAUAUCACAUAUAUGUCCGAUGAAAUGAAAGUUUGACUUAAUUGCAAAAGUUGCAUAUUUAUUCCAAUAUCCACUUGUCAUAUUAAAUAACAUAUAACAUGUAUUAUCGUCUAAUGGCAGCUUUAGAUAUAAAUUGUAAUAAAUAUAAACACUACCAAAGUUUUGCAUAAAAACAUCUUCGUCGUUUGUAAUAGAUUAAUGGGGCCUAAAGAUGAGGCCGAGCCAAUAGACAGCGCCUGUACUACUGUACUGCAUUUCCCCACUGUUCAUUUGAAGCCAAGCCGACUUCAAAUAUAUGACGCCGGCAACAAUUUGUUAUCGGCUUGUAGCAUCAGCUUAGCAGCUGAUGUUUGUUUAUAUCUUCUAGAAACAAAAUUAAAUUAAAAAAUAAAUAUGUCCUGUCUGAUGGGACGUAUUUGUCGAACCUGUCUAUUGGAGUCACCCACAAUGCACAAGUUAUUGGAUGUGAAAGAUGAUAAAUUAAUAGAAGAUGUGCUAAAUAAGACAAUUCCUAACAAUAUGUUCUUCGAAAAUGAACAGGAGCUAUCAUUGCCAGUAGAAAUUUGUAGCGAUUGCUUGGAAAAAUUAUACAUUGCUUACGAUUUUCAACAAAUGUGUAUGGCCAAUAAUGAGAAGUUGCGAACUCUCAUAAAGCUUCAAGAGACGGAAGAUAUAUUAGUUCCAGAGACAGGCGGCGAAAGCGACCAAGAUAUCCUGCAAUAUGGCACGGAGGAACUGAAUGAUAAUUGUGAUAUGCAAUCUAUGAAAUCUGAGCUUGAAGAUGAAUUCUGCUCCAGCGAAGUUCAAAAUGCUUUUGAUAUAUUGGUGGAUUCAUCCAAGGAGGAUGUAGACAUUCUUGAAGAACAACAAAUCGACGAGGUUAAAAUAGAAAUUGAGGCCAUGGACAACCUGGAAAAUGAAUUUCUCGAAGCGGAAAAUAAAAUUGGGGACGAAACCAAUCAUGACGAGGAUGAAUAUUGGCCAAAUGAUUUGGAUAAUAACGGCAACGCUAAAGCCAUGGUGACAAAGAAUCGCAAAACGAAAUUAAACAGAAAAUAUGUCAAGCGCAUCUCCUCUAAAGCGACCAACAACAACAAAACCUGUCUCCAAUGCAAUAAGACUUUUAACAAGCGCGCUUUUCUAACACGCCACAUGUCUGUUCACAAUGAGGAAAAUACAUUUGUCUGCCAUAUAUGCGACUAUCGAUUUUCUACGGAAAAACUAUUAAAAGUUCAUAUUUCUUAUAAGCACAACCGCGGUGUAGCCAUAAGUUUAGCUGGUGGUCCCUAUCAGUGUCCCGAUUGCCCAAUGGUAUUUGAAGAAACUAGAGCUUUGUCCGCUCACAGAGUAAUGCAUUCGGAAAGGGAUUUUAAAUGUAAGGUAUGUGGUGUAAACCUAAAGACCCUAUCUGCGGUAACACGACAUAUGAACCAAAAGCAUCCUGGAGUUCUACCGUACAAAUGUGAAAUGUGUGAAAAGGCAUUUCCAGUAGAGACACACUACAACGACCAUUUAAAUAUGCACAAGGGCUACAAGAAACAUAAAUGUGAAAUGUGUGAUAAAAGUUUCCCCAACAGCACUGCCCUCAAAGACCAUAUGCGUUCCCACACUGGAGAGUCGCCCUACUUGUGUUCCCACUGCGGCAAAUCUUUUAAGACAUCGAAUAUACUACGUCAACAUUUACAAAGACACGGAGAGAAGAAUUUUCAAUGUCCCGAGUGCCCUAUGCGUUUCUAUGCCAAGGUCAAUCUUCAAAAGCACAUGUGUACUCAUUCCAAAGAGAAACCUUUCGUUUGUGAUAUUUGUGGUUCAUCCUUUACAAGAGGAGACUCCCUGAAAGCUCAUCGCUUUAAGCAUACUGGAGAGCGACCCUUCAAGUGCGAAGAGUGUAAUAUGAGUUUUGUUUUUAAACGCCAUUGGAUGAGGCAUAAGAUAACACAUACUGGAGAAAAACCUCAUAUGUGUACCUACUGUGACAGGAGUUAUGCAGCCAGCGGAGAUUUAGUCAAACAUUUGAGAACGCAUUUGGGGGAAAAUACAUACUUUUGUGAUGAGUGUCCUCUUACCUUUAAAUAUCAACACGAUUUGAGAGAUCAUAAAAAUCAGCAUUACAAAGAGAAAGCUGUCAAUUUAGAGACUGUGGAUAAAGAUGUGUCCUAGUAUGGCCAAUUUUCCAUAUACAUGUAUAUAAAUAACAUUUGUAAUAUUUUUAUUUUAUUUCCAAAUUAUGUAAUUCAGUGAUAAUAUAUGUGUAUAUCUAUUUA